GAUCCGCGUCCCAUGCCAUCGGUCGGUGUCCGUCAGUCGGAGUAUUGAUCUGGAAGCCUACAGUUUAGCGUGGUACCCGCCUCAGAGUAUCUUUAGGCCCAUCGUGGAGAAUCAUCCUCCAAAUUUCAAGUUCUUCUAGACCAGUUGUUUGUCGCAACAAGUCUCAAGAUGCAGAAGAUCAAGCUUCAGAGUUCCGAUGGAGAGAUCUGCGAGGUGGACGUGGAUGUCGCAAAAUGUUCGGUCACCAUCAAGACCAUGUUGGAAGAUCUUGGCGUGAACGAGGAUGAAGAGGAGCUGGUCCCCUUGCCCAACGUCAACUCCGUGAUUCUCAAGAAAGUUAUCCAGUGGGCUACCUACCACAAGGAUGACCCUCCUCCACCCGAAGAUGACGAGAACAAGGAGAAGCGUACGGACGACAUCUCGAGCUGGGACGCCGACUUCCUCAAGGUGGACCAAGGUACCCUGUUCGAGCUCAUUUUGGCCGCCAACUACCUUGACAUCAAGGGCCUGUUGGACGUGACCUGCAAGACUGUCGCCAACAUGAUCAAGGGCAAGACUCCCGAAGAGAUUCGCAAGACCUUCAACAUCAAGAACGACUUCACGCCGAGCGAGGAGGAGCAGGUGCGAAAGGAGAACGAGUGGUGUGAGGAGAAGUAAGCAGUGCGCCGAUAUGAACAUUUUGAACUAUUGGUUUGUCCAGCAAUUUUUGUAACAUCUGCAGCAGGUGUC
Messenger RNA from Thrips palmi, 729 nucleotides. It is a transcript of the gene SkpA, whose product is annotated as S-phase kinase-associated protein 1. The transcript has a single exon. Gene Ontology annotation, cellular component: nucleus; cytoplasm. NCBI's taxonomy places the organism in Eukaryota, Metazoa, Arthropoda, Insecta, Thysanoptera, Thripidae. Gene Ontology annotation, biological process: SCF-dependent proteasomal ubiquitin-dependent protein catabolic process. Gene Ontology annotation, molecular function: cullin family protein binding. The record is from RefSeq and is a predicted model, not a curated record. Bases 169 to 657 code for a protein of 162 amino acids.